Erinaceus europaeus (western European hedgehog) is the source of this 2225-nucleotide messenger RNA. RefSeq names its product RNA pseudouridine synthase domain containing 2 (gene RPUSD2). Gene Ontology annotation, molecular function: RNA binding; pseudouridine synthase activity. Bases 1 to 2061 code for a protein of 686 amino acids. NCBI's taxonomy places the organism in Eukaryota, Metazoa, Chordata, Mammalia, Eulipotyphla, Erinaceidae. The record is from RefSeq and is a predicted model, not a curated record. The transcript is spliced from 5 exons. Gene Ontology annotation, biological process: pseudouridine synthesis.
AUGGAGUCCGAACGCCAAGUCGACCCUCACCACCCCCCACCCCCACCACCCCGACCCCUCCUCACGCACACAAUCCAUAAUGGACAGAUCCAUAAUCGGGAAGACAGGAAGGCAGACGCUCAGCACCAAGAACCUACCGGGACAGCCCGCCAGCGGCCAGCUCCGGAUCAGCUGGUAGCUGGCCCGCCAACCCGGAAGCAACAGGGAGGAGGGCGGAGACUCCGCAUGACGGGCCAGAGAAUCCUCCAAGCAGUGUGUGACAAGGCGAUGUUCUGUGCGUCGAUUGCUUUCCGAUACACUCAUAACCUUUCCCAAGGCUCCGCUGAACUUCCUCAACGCUUCCUUACCCAACUCAAAACUUCAACCUUGGGAGCCUUUCUCAUUUCCCGGGAGCGUCGGCGCCUUACUGAUUGGCUGGUGCUGAGUGACGCCCUCAGCAUGCGACCCAGGAGUGCGGGGCGAGUGAUUAUGAGACGGGGAGGCCGGUGCUGGCUCCUGCUACUAGUAUCCGGGUGCUCACGUCUCCCGUGCCUCAGCUUUCCUAGGACUUGGAGUAGCCUUGGGGGCCGGAUGGCGGAGUCACACUUUGUCCAGACCCCAGCGGCGAGCGAACUGGGGGCUCCCGCUCAGCAGAAUGGAGACGGGAGUGGUGAGCUGCCACCAAUGCGGCGGGAGCCGGCCCCGGGGGAGGGGAAGCAGGCGCCGGUCCCCGGCAAGCGCAGGAAGCAGCGGGGCACCCCUGGGGAGCGCGUGGUGCCGCCGCCGAAGAAGCGGCGGACAGGGGUGAGCUUCGGCGACGAGCACUUCGCAGAAACUAGCUACUACUUCGAGGGUGGUCUGCGCAAAGUGCGACCCUACUAUUUUGACUUCCGGACCUACUGUAAAGGCCGCUGGGUGGGCCGCAGCCUCCUGCAAGUCUUCAGCUCGGAGUUCCGAGCCCAGCCUCUGGCCUCCUAUGAAGCCGCUGCCCGGGCAGGGCGCCUGCACCUCAACGAAGAGCCGGUGCGGGACCUCAGCACCGAGCUCAAGGACAACGAUUUCUUGCGAAACACUGUACACAGGCAUGAGCCUCCAGUCACAGCAGAGCCUGUCCGCCUGCUUGCUGAAAAUGAAGACAUGGUGGUGGUUGACAAGCCUUCUUCCAUUCCUGUCCAUCCCUGUGGCCGCUUCCGGCAUAACACAGUCAUCUUUAUCUUGGGCAAGGAACACCAGCUCAAGGAGCUGCACCCCCUGCAUCGUCUUGACCGCCUCACCUCAGGGGUCCUCAUGUUUGCCAAGACAGCUGCUGUCUCUGAGAGGAUCCAUGAGCAGGUUCGGGACCGGCAGCUGGAAAAGGAGUAUGUGUGCAGGGUGGAAGGUGAGUUCCCUGCUGAGGAAGUGACCUGCAAGGAGCCAAUUUUGGUGGUGUCUUACAAGGUUGGCGUGUGCCGUGUUGAUGCUCGGGGCAAGCCUUGUGAGACUGUGUUCCAGAGACUGAGCUACAAUGGCCACUCCAGUGUGGUACGGUGCCGGCCACUCACGGGCCGCACUCACCAGAUCCGAGUCCACCUCCAGUACCUGGGCCAUCCCAUCCUCAAUGACCCCAUCUAUAAUUCUGCUGCCUGGGGUCCUUCCCGAGGCCGGGGUGGCCACAUUUCCAAGACAGAUGAAGAGCUGCUGCGGGACCUGGUGGUAGAACACCAGGCUAAACAGAGCCUGGACAUGCUAGAUCUGUGUGAAAGUGGCCUGUCUCCAGGCCCUGCAGACUCUGCCCCUCCCUCCUCAGAGCUGGGCAAGGACCACCUGGAAGACUUGACUGCAUCUGCCCAGAAGGUGGAUGGAGCAGCUGAGAGAGCCCCAGAGGACCUGGGCACAGUGACCACAGCAACCUCGGCAAAGGCUGCUGAAGCAGAUGUGGGUCAUGAGAUAGACCCUCUCUGUGCAGAGUGCCGGCUAGUGCGACAGGACCCUUUACCACAGGACCUUGUGAUGUUCUUGCAUGCCCUGUCUUACAAAGGGCCAGGCUUUGAGUACUGCUCACCCAUGCCUGCCUGGGCACAGGAUGACUGGCAAGAGGGCUGAGAGGUUGCUUGAAAUGAAACAGUUCUGUGUAGUAGAAUCUGACCACAUGCUCAGUUUGCAGGAAUGAGGUUGGGCUCCAAACAGACCUGCUCAUACUUGAUAACUCCUUUCCCCCUUCCUCCAUCUAGAGUUCAGGGACUCUCAGUUAUAAAUAAGUCUUUUUU